GGACCACUGUCUUGUUACUCCGCUCCCCCUGAUAUAAAAGAGAAACGGAUCGAAACCACUGUGGAGAACAAAACAGGCCAAUGCUAUAGGGGCAGUAAGCCUAGUGAAGUUCGAUUCUUCGCUAGCAGAAAUGAAAUGUCUCCAGAAGCUGUGGAUAUUUGCCAACCAGACAUCAGGAACCUUAUCCCAGCUAAUAUCAGACACAAGUAUGGCAGCUCUUUGGUUGAGCAACUCAUUUCUCCAGAACAGGUGCGAAACAGCCUGGGAGAUGUGGAUAAGAGAACAAGGAACAUGUCCAGAGUCACCCUGAAACACGCCACACUGAAACCCUGGCUUAUGGAAGAAUAUCCACAUAAGAUAUAUUAUGAGCUAAGUCACUGCCUCCGUAGUAAUGUCUUUCCAGGGAUACCCAUAAAACAACAUAGCCUGGCUCACGACUCGUACACUGCAGAAGUAAAUGAAAGAGGUAGACUAAAUAAGAGCCGCAACCAACACUGGCAUGGAAGGAAGACAGAUGACUUAGGCAGGUGGCAUGAGAGCAACUUUAGAUACAUGGCUCUAAAGAAGUGUCUAAAACAGAGGGAGGCUGAGGGGAAGAAAUAA
This is a messenger RNA of Staurois parvus, 603 nucleotides long. NCBI's taxonomy places the organism in Eukaryota, Metazoa, Chordata, Amphibia, Anura, Ranidae. The record is from the annotation of a GenBank genome assembly.